AUCCGCCCGCUCGAAGUUUAUAGAACGCCAAUAUGACACUUACUCAAGAACCCUAAUCUUGUUCCCUGCCCUUUCCUCUAUCACUGCAACCAUGGAAAUCGACAAUCCAACGACAGAAAAACCGACAACAUCCUUACCGGCAAAACCCAAUUUCCAACCCUUAAAAGCCCACGAAAUCUCCGACAACCAAGUCCAGUUUCGCAAAGUAACAGUACCACAACACCGCUACACUCCACUAAAAAAAAUAUGGUUGGAAAUCUACAACCCAAUCUACGAACAAAUGAAAAUCGACAUACGAAUGAAUCUCAAAAAACGCCGGGUCGAACUCAAAACCCGACCCGACACACCCGAUAUCAGCAACCUACAAAAAUGCGCUGAUUUCGUUCAUGCUUUUAUGCUAGGGUUUGAUGUAUGUGAUGCAGUCGCUUUGCUUCGUUUAGAUGAGUUAUAUGUUGAUUCGUUUGAGAUUAAGGAUGUUAAGACAUUACGUGGUGAACAUUUAUCUAGAGCUAUUGGUAGAUUGUCGGGGAAAGGAGGAAAGACGAAAUUCGCUAUAGAGAAUGCUACGAAGACUAGGAUUGUAAUUGCGGAUUCGAAGAUUCAUAUAUUGGGAUCUUUUACGAAUAUUAAGGUUGCAAGAGAUUCACUUUGUAGUCUUAUUAUGGGUUCACCUGCUGGUAAAGUUUAUUCUAAGCUUAGAGCUGUUACUGCGAGAUUGAAUGAGAUGUUUUAAGUUUUGUUUUAUUUAUUAUAGAGUUGCGAUGUUUAAGUAUAUCAAUUUUGAGUAAUACGCGAGUUUAUGAAAAUUGAGAGCUGAUUUUGAAAUGAUUUGUGAUUUCUACUUUCUUAGGUUAUGAGAUGAACAUGUGUAUUAUGGUUAACUACUCCUAUUAGCCGGUAACAGUUUGUAUAAUUAAGUUAAUAUGUGGAGUAA
Molecule: messenger RNA, 934 nt
Organism: Lycium ferocissimum
Lineage: Eukaryota; Viridiplantae; Streptophyta; Magnoliopsida; Solanales; Solanaceae
Exons: 1
Coding region: 92-733 (213 amino acids)
Cellular component (GO): nucleolus
Molecular function (GO): RNA binding
Source: RefSeq, a predicted model, not a curated record